This is a messenger RNA of Cucurbitaria berberidis CBS 394.84, 684 nucleotides long. Its product is annotated as SNF7 family protein-like protein. The transcript is spliced from 2 exons. The record is from RefSeq and is a predicted model, not a curated record. Gene Ontology annotation, cellular component: ESCRT III complex; multivesicular body. NCBI's taxonomy places the organism in Eukaryota, Fungi, Ascomycota, Dothideomycetes, Pleosporales, Cucurbitariaceae. Gene Ontology annotation, biological process: endosome transport via multivesicular body sorting pathway; protein transport; late endosome to vacuole transport. The coding region runs from base 1 to 684 and encodes 227 amino acids.
AUGGAGACCAUCAAGGGCCUCCUAUGGAAGCCUUCGCCAGAGGAGCAGAAGCGGAAAUGCAACGCCCUCGUGCGCCAAAACGUGCGCAAACUCGACCGCGACAUCCAACAACUUAAAGCCACAGAACAAAAGACCAAGACCCUCAUCAUGCAAUCCUCCAAGCGCGCCCAACGCAACCCCUCCAUGGCCAAGCAGGCAAACCAAGACGUACGCAUCUUCGCGCGCGAACUGAUCCGCGUGCGGAAACAAAACUCGCGGCUCCAAACAAGCAAAGCACAGCUCUCGUCCGUGCAGAUGCAAGUCAACGAAGCUUUCUCGGUGCGCAAGAUCGAGGGCAGCAUCAAGGCCAGCACAGGCAUCAUGAAGGAUGUGAAUAGUCUGGUGCGAUUGCCCGAGUUGACGGGCACCAUGAGGGAAUUGAGCAGCGAGUUGAUGCGCGCGGGCAUUAUCGAGGAGAUGGUAGACGAUACGCUCAUGGAUAAUGAGAUGUUGGAGGGUGAGGCUGACGAGGCUGAGGAAGAGGUAGACAAGGUGCUGAGUGAGGUGCUCAAGGAUCGGUUGCCAGCAAGCAAAGCCAAGGAGGAAGAGCUGCCUGCGGCGCCACAGGCCGAGCAAGAAGAAGAGGAAGACCAGGCAGAACUGCUGGCGCAGAUGCGCGGAAGAUUAGAGGCACUGAAGAGUUGA